Cololabis saira (Pacific saury) is the source of this 2069-nucleotide messenger RNA. Its product is annotated as Krueppel-like factor 10. The record is from RefSeq and is a predicted model, not a curated record. Gene Ontology annotation, biological process: regulation of transcription by RNA polymerase II. NCBI's taxonomy places the organism in Eukaryota, Metazoa, Chordata, Actinopteri, Beloniformes, Belonidae. Gene Ontology annotation, molecular function: DNA-binding transcription factor activity, RNA polymerase II-specific; RNA polymerase II cis-regulatory region sequence-specific DNA binding. Bases 93 to 1538 code for a protein of 481 amino acids. The transcript is spliced from 4 exons.
UGAACCGAUGAUGGUGAAGCAGGUCGAGGAGAGAGCUGGGGACGGACUACAUUCUCUCCUAAAGGUCUCAACCAAGACGACAGGUUCAGCAAAUGCCUAACCUGCCGUCCUUCCAGGCCCACACACAUACCUGCAGGAUGGAAGUUGAAGAGCACAAGGUGGACAUCCUAGAUAUCCAGGGUGAGCUCCGGCUCCCCCCCAUGGGUGCAGGGGUCUCCAGGGCUGUGGAGGCUCUGGUGUUCCUGACAGCUCAUGGGAAGAUGAGGACCGUCAGGCCAGGCCCCCCCAGGCCACUGACCCCCUCAUCAGACAGCCUAGAGGACGACUGGGUGGUUCCCUCUGGUUCUGCUUUGCUGCAGGACUCCCCUUAUUGCAUGACGCCACCUUACAGCCCACCGCAUCUUGAGGCCACCAAUCCAACCCCGGUACUGAAACUACAUCACACUGCUAAAGAGCUUCCCCUGCAGACUGCUGGUACCCAGAAGUUCCAGUGGACCAGCGUCAUCCGCCACACUGCAGACGGCCAGCGCUGCACCUGCCACUCUCCUCUGCUGCAGGAGGACCGGCUCUCCGGGGCUCAUACGGAGGACUCUAAGCCGGAUUUGAACUCCCGUACGGACGCUAACAGAGGCUCUAAGAAGAGAAUUGCAACACAGAGAGAUUUCACUGAUAUGUGGCCAAACUUAGAAGCCAGCCAGACCCGGCUGAAUCCGUUAGGCCGGUUUGAUCAGACUAACGCACCCCGGUCGGUUCCAGCUGCUGGCAGCCUGCUCUCUCUCGUACCCGUCUGCAGCCAGAUUGUUCCCGUUUCUUCUCCAUCCCCCGCUGUAGCGCAGAAGCCUGCCAGGACCUCUGAGAGCCAGCAGCAGCACAUGCUGCCAGUGGCCUUAGCAAUCUCCGCCAUGCACACGUCACAGCAGCAGAACCCAGAAUGUGGAUUACCACAACCAAACACGGCCUCUACGGCAUCGACCACUUCUCCUGCACAGGUCUUCUUUGUGGGGGGUGAGGUGGCUAAAGGCCCUGUGCUCUUCCUCGUUCCUCAACCAUCUGUUCCUCCCGUCUGUGUUCAGCAAACGCAAGCGCCUCCUGGUGGCAGCAAGUUUGCAGCCAUCGCUCCGGCGCCCGGUCCUGCCCUUUCAGAGCCACGGCACCACGCACGCACAGCAAUGGCGCGUGUACGCAGUCAUGUUUGUCCUCAUGAGGACUGCAGGAAGACUUACUUCAAGAGCUCUCAUCUCAAGGCCCACAUAAGGACACAUACAGGUGAGAAACCCUUUAAAUGCAAGUGGGAGGGAUGUGAAAGGCAAUUUGCUCGCUCCGAUGAGCUGUCACGGCAUCGGCGAACCCACACGGGGGAGAAAAGGUUCACCUGUCCCUUCUGUCUCACUCGUUUCAUGCGCAGCGACCACCUUGCCAAACACACUCGACGUCACCUGGCGGCAAGGAAGACAUCCUACUGGACGCUAAGGGUCGCCCACCCUGCACACCUCACUGGAGUCAGAACUGUUCAACAAACCCUCUGUGAGGCGUCCUAAGUGAUUAUAAAGGGAGGAACUUUUCAUAACAGCAGUGAGACAGCUGACAGAGCAACUGUGAUGCUCUGAGUACAUGAAAGAGGGAUCAAACUGUUUACCGUACAUUUGACCAUAAACCCGUGUUCUCUUACUGUUUUAUACAUUAAAAAGUCUUGCAUAUGAGAAUCUAUAUUUGAAAGGAGACCUGCGAUUCCCAUUUUUCAUAAGCUAACACUAUUUGCUGAGGUAUAAAAUGUCUGUCAGGGAAAUAGAGGACAAAAGCCCCCGCUUUAGAUUAGAGAUGCACCGAUUUUGAGGGCCGAUCACCGAUCUCUAAAACCAGUAUCGGCCGAUCCCAAUUUUGCCGAUCACCGAUCACAGCGUGAAAUCCAUAAAUUCGUCAAUAUUGUUGUCUCAUGUUCACGACACUGACAUUGUAUUAUUAGGUAUAAAAAUUAGGAGAUUAGGUGUAAGACUCGGCUUACAAAGAGUAAGUGUAGUUUAGUAGCUUCAGCUUUCCUGUGGUAAUAAUUAUGUACAAAAUGUGCAACA